AUGGCGGAGGUCAAUGUGGAAGCGGAAGUGAUGGCGAGCUCUCAGAUGACCUGCGUCCCAAUGAGGCCUUCGACGACGUUUUCUGGAUCUAAGAAAAUGUGCAUGCACUGCCUCAUCGAGGAAGAGGGCAUCGUGCUGAUGCUGGGGAUCUUCGACGCCCUCUUCGCUGGCGUCCUACAGAGCUCCAGAUUCAAAGUUGGAUUUGUCUUCGGAUACAUCAUCUCCGCUUCCUGCCUUGAUCUGUACCUUUGUUUGCAAUUUCUAUUUGAAUUUUGGUAUUUUAGGCCUUUGGAGAUGGCCGAUGUUACUCAAGCGAUUUGCGCCGCGACUCCUAAUGGUGCGUUCAUUGUUAAUGCUGUUUUGCUGUUCGCCGAAGUCCGAACUUCGAAGGCUCAAGGUCAACAAUUAAAUCAGAAAAUUAGAAUGUCUGAUACUAGGAAGUAUCUAUCAGGACAUGAUAAGCGGAAAAAAAGAAAAAGAGUUGAAGAAUUUAUUGAGUCUCAAAGAGGGGCAAUUGACAGAUUUAUUGUCAAAGAAUCGAAAAAUUCAUCACUUGAAGAUUUGGUUAAUGAAGAAAAACAAGAAAACAAUGAUAAUGAAUUACAUGAAGGCUUAGCCAUUGAAAAUGAUAUAGAGGGAGAUGUGAAUGAGAUUGAAGACAAUGAAAGUGGUGAUGACUUAGACUUUAAAAAUAAUUAUUCUGAAAGUGAUAAUGAUGCUAUUAAUGAAGUGAAUGAAGAACCAAGUUCAUCAAUUCUACUUGACAUUUUUUAUCCUAAAAAUUGGGAGAAUUUAGAUCCCAAGUGGAAGGAUCAAUUAGUGGAAAAGGGCCCUAUAAGAGAUGUAUUAACAGGGAAAGGUCCUAAAGAUAAAUCAAAUAGACGAUUCUCUUCAGAUUUCUAUACUCGGAUUUUGCCAAAUGGUCAAAAGCACCAUAGAGAUUGGUUGGUCUACUCACAAGCACUUGAUAAAGCAUUUUGUUUUUGUUGCAAGUUGUUCAAAAGGGGGCCUCAACCAAGUCAACUAGCAAAUGAGGGAUACUGUGAUUGGGGGCAUCUUAGUAGCAGACUUAAAGAACAUGAGACAAGUAUUGAGCAUAUCAAUUAUUAUGUUAGUUGGUCUGAGUUGCGUAUCAGGUUAAUGAAGGGUACAACAAUUGAUCAUGCUAUUCAAGAUCAAAUCAAGAAGGCAAAAGAGCAUUGGAGGAAGGUAUUACAUCGAUUAAUUUCACUUGUGAAAUUUUUGGCUAAACAAAAUAUAGCAUUUCGUGGUAGUAAUGAGAAACUUUAUGAUGAUAACAAUGGAAAUUUUAUGGCUGCUGUUGAGAUGAUUGCUGAGUGGGACUCAGUGAUGAGGGAACAUAUUGAAAGAAAUACACAUCAUCAUUAUCUUAGCCACAAAAUUCAGAAUGAAUUGAUAUGCUUGUUAGCUUCUCAAAUAAAGAGUUCUAUUCUUGAAAUCAUUAAAAAAGCUAAGUUCUUUUCUGUAAUACUUGAUUGCACUCCUGAUGUUAGUAACCAAGAGCAAAUGACUUUAGUUAUAAGAUGUGUUGAUGUUUCUACAAGCCCAAUGAAAGUAGAAGAAUACUUUUUGGGAUUUUUAAAAGUAGAUGAUACAACAGGACAAGGCUUGUUUGAAGAACUGCAAAAUGUGUUGAAGAGUUUUGAUCUUGAUAUUGAUAAUGUGAGAGGACAGGGAUAUGAUAAUGGGGCAAAUAUGAAAGGGAGGCACCAAGGCGUACAAAAAAAAUUAUUGGAUAUAAAUCCCAGAGCAUUGUAUACUCCAUGUGGUUGUCAUUGUUUGAAUUUAACGCUUUGUGAUAUUGCAAAUUCCUGUGGAAAAGCGAAAGACUUUUUUGGAGUAGUACAACGGAUUUAUACAAUAUUUUCUCAUUCUACAAAGAGAUGGAAGAUUUUGAUAGAUCAUGUAACGGUAAAAGGUUUAACUCUCAAGCCAUUGUCAAUCACUCGAUGGGAAAGUCGUACUGAAAGUGUAAAAGCAAUGGUACUUCAAGCUCAACAAAUUAGAGAAGCUUUACUUCAAGUUGCAGAAGAAAAAGACACUGACUCUAAAAUAAGAAGUGAAGCUAAGUCUUUAGCAACAUUUGAACUUGGAAAUUUUGAGUUUUUAGUGGGUAUGAUUAUUUGGUAUGAGAUAUUGAGUAAGGUUAAUAUUGUUAGCAAAAGCUUACAAUCUGAAAACAUGCUUAUUGACGUUGCUAUGACCAAGAUUAAGGGGUUAAUUGCUUCUUUUGAAGAGUAUAGAGAAUCUGGAUUUGGACAAGCUAUCAAUACAGCAAAAGAACUUGCUUCAACAAUGGAGAUUGAUCCCGUUUUUCCUGAAAAAAGACAAAUAUAUAGAAAAAGACAUUUUGAUGAGGUUACAUAUGAGUCUUCGAAACUACCUCUACCUCAAGAAUCUGCUGAGGAAGCUUUUAGAGUUCAUUAUUUCUUGUUCAUAGUAGAUCAAACAAUUGGGUCAUUGAAGAAAAGGUUUGAGCAAUAUGAGGAAUAUGAAGAUCUUUUUGGAUUUCUUUUCACAGCUGAAAAGUUGAGUUCAUUGAUGGAUGAGGACUUGAAAGCUCCUUGUAAGAAUCUUGAAAGGAAACUACAAAGAAAAAAUGGUACAAGACAAGAUGUUUCAGAUUUGGAUGGAGAUGACUUAUAUCAAGAACUGAAAAUCAUACAACAUAUUCUACCAAAGGAAACAAAAACAGCAAGUGAAAUACUAAUUUUUUUGCAAAGAAUGAAUUGUUUCCCGAAUUCAUUCAUUGCAUACAGGAUAUUAUUAACUAUUCCGGUGACUGUCGCAUCUGCAGAAAGAAGCUUUUCUAAAUUGAAGUUGUUGAAAUCUUGUUUGAGAUCAACCAUGACCCAAACAAGAUUGAAUGCAUUAGCUAUGAUUUCGAUUGAGAGUGAGUUUUUAGAAAAACUCAAUUAUGAAAAAUUGAUCGAUGACUUUGCAAAUAAAACUGCAAGAAGAUCAGUUUUUCAUAGUUAA
Zingiber officinale is the source of this 3000-nucleotide messenger RNA. Its product is annotated as zinc finger MYM-type protein 1-like. The transcript is spliced from 5 exons. NCBI's taxonomy places the organism in Eukaryota, Viridiplantae, Streptophyta, Magnoliopsida, Zingiberales, Zingiberaceae. Bases 1 to 3000 code for a protein of 999 amino acids. The record is from RefSeq and is a predicted model, not a curated record. Gene Ontology annotation, molecular function: protein dimerization activity.